Micropterus dolomieu (smallmouth bass) is the source of this 1156-nucleotide messenger RNA. Its product is annotated as cytolytic toxin-alpha-like. Lineage: Eukaryota; Metazoa; Chordata; Actinopteri; Centrarchiformes; Centrarchidae. The annotation marks the transcript as partial. The transcript has 2 exons. The record is from RefSeq and is a predicted model, not a curated record.
CUGAGCGAUGGACUCUGAAGCCAGCGGGACGAUGGAGGUGGCGGCACUCGGCCGGCCUUUCAGCCUCGGGAUGUUGUACGACUGCCGCAAAGACUCACUCGUCCCUGGCAUUACGCUGUGGGACCGCAAUGACCUGGAAAAAGAUAAAGGAGAAAGACCAAAACCGAACACUGACUUUGAGAUCGUUGCAUCUGAAUCAAUUGAGGACAAAUCUUCAGCACUAAACGUUGAAGCUUCCCUGAAGGCAAGUUUCUUGAGUGGACUGGUUGAGGUUGAUGGAUCGGCCAAAUACCUGAACGACAGUAAGAUUUCCAAAAAUCAGGCCAGAGUAACUCUGACGUACAAAAGUAACACAAAGGUCCAGGAACUGUCGAUGGAUCACCUUGGAAGAGACAAUAUGAAGCAUCCAUAUGUCUUUGAUAAAGGACUAGCAACACAUGUAGUCACAGCCAUUCUUUAUGGGGCACAAGCCUUCUUUGUCUUUGACCGUGAGGUGUCUAAAAAAGAAGAUCAUCAAGACAUUGAGGGGAACUUGAAGAUGAUGAUCAAGAAGAUUCCCAGCCUUGCUAUAGAGGGUGAAGGUUCCCUGAAACUGGAAGACAAAGACAGAGAAAAUGUUGAGAAAUUCUCCUGCAGAUUCUUUGGAGACUUUGCUCUUGAAAAAAGUCCUGUGUCCUUUCAGGAUGCAGUAGAAGUCUACCAAAGCCUGCCAAGAUUACUGGGAGCCAACGGAGAAAAGGCUGUACCGAUGAAAGUCUGGCUGUUGCCACUGACAAGUUUAGAUUCUUCUGCUGCAAAACUGGUCCGUCAGAUAAGUAUAGGAUUAGUUCAGGAAUCACAGAGAGUCCUGGAGGACUUCAGUGAGCUGGAAAUGAGGUGCAAUGACACAAUGAGAACCACCACCGCACAGCAGUUCCCACAGAUUGGCAAAAAGAUUAAAAGCUUUAAAGAGAUGUGCUCUGAGUUCAAGCUGGGAUUCCAACGAAACUUGGCAAAGAAACUUCCAUCAAUCCGAGGAGGAGGAGAAGAGGAGGCUGUGCUCGCAGAGAUCCUGAAGAAGAGACAUUCUUCUCCUUUCAACACCAAAGACCUGAAUGAGUGGAUGGACUGUAAAGAGAGAGAAGUCUACACCUUAAUGUCUUUAACCAACAUGAUG